Messenger RNA from Tyto alba (common barn owl), 2581 nucleotides. It is a transcript of the gene MMAA, whose product is annotated as metabolism of cobalamin associated A. Gene Ontology annotation, molecular function: GTP binding; GTPase activity. NCBI's taxonomy places the organism in Eukaryota, Metazoa, Chordata, Aves, Strigiformes, Tytonidae. The record is from RefSeq and is a predicted model, not a curated record. Bases 580 to 1851 code for a protein of 423 amino acids. Gene Ontology annotation, cellular component: cytoplasm. The transcript is spliced from 11 exons.
UGAGGGGCGUCACGUCCGCGCCAGGGGCGGGCGGUCCGCGCGGGGCUGGCGCGCGACGGCCGUUACCAACACCCCCCGCCCCCCCCCCCCCCCCCCCCACACCUCCUCAACGGUCGGCCCCGGGGCUGAGGAGAGGGAGCCGGGUGCGGGGCCCGCGGCCGCCCUGUGCCACGGGAGCGCGUCGUGGCGGGCGGGACGAGCCGCUUCUCUCCUCAGAGGCUUCAGGAAGGAGCGGGGCCCUGGGAGGGGCGGUGCGGGGGUCGGGCUUGCGGGCUGCCAGCGGGCCCCCAGGGCGUGGAGGGUUGUUUUUGGUGCUGCUGCUUUGCGGCGGUCCUCGGAGGCGGGGUCAGCUCCUUGGCUUUAUUUCUAACCGUCCUUGUGUCCUGACGGCUUUCUUGGUUGGUUGGGUUUUGUUUUGGUUUCCUCCCCGCCCCCCCCCCCCCCGGAAAUAACGUACAAAAAGCUUCUGAAUAAGUGUUUUUAAAAACCCUGCGGCCGUGAAAGUAGAAUAUACAGCAGUUUCGAUUGUCUGCAAACAGAAGUGAACUGAUACCCCCGGUAUUUAUAAUCUCAAACAAGAUGAAGAUCCCCUCUUUGCUUCUGAGAUUCCCUCAUUGUUAUUUCUCUAGAAGAAAUUACUUCAUGAACUUUCACUUCGCUUCCAGAGCAGAUCCAGUGCACCUCUAUCGUACAAAAUGGACAUGUUCGUGGAAGAGUUUGAGGAGAGAGCUGUGUCACCAGGUGGCCUCUGACCAGCAAAUAGAGGGACUUUCUGACAGAGAACAAAGACUUGUAGACAGACUUUACAAUGGACUAAUCCAGGGUCAUAGAGCCUGUUUAGCAGAAGCCAUUACACUUGUAGAAUCGACUCAGAGUAGGAAGAAGAAAAUAGCUCAGGUGCUCCUUCAGAAGGUAUUAUCCUACCACAGGGAACAAGAAAAGUUAAAUCAAGGAAAGCCACUUGCCUUUAGAGUGGGGUUGUCUGGUCCUCCUGGUGCUGGGAAAUCAACUUUCAUAGAAUGCUUUGGGAAAAUGCUUACAGAAAGAAAAUACAAAGUGUCUGUGUUGGCUGUAGACCCUUCCUCUAGUACAAGUGGUGGUUCUCUCUUGGGUGAUAAAACACGGAUGACUGAGUUGUCAAGAGACAUGAACGCAUACAUCAGACCAUCUCCAACCAGAGGGACGCUGGGUGGUGUAACAAGGACCACGAAUGAAGCCAUUCUGCUGUGUGAAGGAGGAGGCUAUGAUGUUGUUCUUGUGGAAACAGUAGGUGUGGGACAGUCAGAAUUUGCUGUGGCUGAUAUGGUUGAUAUGUUUAUAUUACUGCUACCACCUGCGGGUGGAGAUGAAUUACAGGGUAUCAAACGGGGUAUAAUUGAGAUGGCAGAUCUAGUUGCUAUAAAUAAAGCUGAUGGCGAUUUAGUUGUGCCUGCACGGAGAAUACAAGCUGAGUAUGUCAGUGCUAUGAAGCUGCUUCGCAAACGUUCAAAGGUUUGGAGACCAAAGGUAAUGCGCAUCUCUGCCAAAACUGGAGAAGGUAUCUCGGAUAUGUGGGAUAAAAUGAUGGAAUUUCGUGACCUCAUGCUCACAAGUGGCGAGUUGAUUGCCAAACGACGGAAACAGCAGAAAGUGUGGAUGUGGAAUCUCAUCCAAGAAAAUAUGUUGGAACAUUUCCGGAGUCACUUGGCAGUCAAGGAUAAGAUUCCACUUCUAGAAGAAAAAGUUCUGAGCGGUGUCUUGUCUCCUGGACUGGCAGCUGACCUGCUACUGAAAGCUUUCAAAGAUGCUUUAAAUAUUAACUGUAUUUUUACGGUACGUGGUAGAAGAAAUGACAGUCAGAUGGAAAAUUAAUUAAUGAGAGCAGCAGCAUUUUAACUGGUUCCUGUGUAAUAGAUGAUGCUGGUGUUUCACAGCUGGAAAAACAAGUGUGGUGAGAUCAAGUGAUUUACCCCGGACUCUGAAACAGGAGAGAAGUCGUCUGCAUUACUGGGCCUCUGAUGAGAAGAUUUGAGGUACUUGGCAGUCUUACUGUAGAAGCAGGAUAACUGAUUUGAGUUUGUUAUGACUCUGCAACUUGUUGCAACAAAUGGGCCACCCUCUGCAAGACUAGAGCAAGAGGAGACAAGGCACCUUCCCAGAAGAGUAACAAUCCAAAGUUUGCAGUUCCAGUGAAAUGCUGUCUGAGAAGUGCUGGGAAAAAAAAAAGGUAUGUAUGUGACUGAUAGAAAGUAGAGGUUUGAAAAGUAAAAUAGAGCAGAACUACAUGCAAACAACAGAGGAUACUACAGGAACUCAAAGUCUUUUUUCAUUGACUACAGCCUAAAUUGAAAAGAGUGUUGGUUUUGCGGGUUUUUGUUCAGAGUUGAGCCAUAUGUUGCGUUUUAAUCAUGGUUGAGGGGGAGGGAAAUGGAACAAUUAAAAAACAAAACAAAACAAAACCACCUCCUAGCAUGGAAUGGCCCCCCUCCCUACCCCCUCUCGUCUUAAAGUAGGGAAAUAGGCUGCAGGGGCUUUGCAAGGCUGCAAGGAAGUGCAGAGUAGCACUUUCUGCUCUUCACUGUACAGUUGUUGGGCAGCUUGU